This is a messenger RNA of Cornus florida, 1529 nucleotides long. RefSeq names its product F-box protein SKIP19-like. The record is from RefSeq and is a predicted model, not a curated record. The transcript has 2 exons. Gene Ontology annotation, molecular function: protein binding. Lineage: Eukaryota; Viridiplantae; Streptophyta; Magnoliopsida; Cornales; Cornaceae. The coding region runs from base 189 to 1160 and encodes 323 amino acids.
UAAAAUGCCUUAUGCGUCAAUGUCCCCCAAAGCACCGCUUUUCACCGGACAGUUCAAUCUGCAAACCCCGCCCACGUUCAACACAUACACACAUUCACCCAUUUAAACCCUAACUAAUGACCACCAUAUUUUCCCAUCUUCACUUUCCCUGAAAAUCCUGAAAACUUUUUCGGAAAAUCUCGCUAUCAAUGGCGUCCUCCUCGACCUCAGAGCCACCGGCCGAAGAAACGAGGAACUGGCUGGAACUGCCGCAAGACGUGACGGCGAUGAUACUGCACAAGAUUGGGGCGAUAGAGAUACUGGAGAGCGCGCAGAAGGUGUGUAUGGCGUGGCGUAAGAUCUGCAAAGACCCUGCGAUGUGGAGGACCAUCGACAUGCACAAUUUGGGGGACCUCUUCGACAUGCCGUACGAUCUCGAGAAGAUGGCGAUGCACGCCAUCGAUCGCAGUUGUGGACAGUUGGUCGACAUCAAUCUCGAGUAUUUCGGCACUGAUGAGCUUCUUCUGUACAUCAUUCAGCGGACCAGUCAACUUAGACGUCUUCGUCUUAUCUGUUGCUAUGACAUUUCAUGCGACGGUUUGAGUGAAGCGGCUAAAGGACUACCAUUGUUAGAGGAGCUUCACAUGUAUUUCUGCACUAAUGUUUCAGAAAAAGCUUUUGAAGCUGUUGGUCGCUGUUGUCCUCUGCUGAAGUCAUUUUCAUUCAACAUCAAUGGGCGGAGAAGCAAAAACAUAGAAAUAGAGUUUGACGACGAAGCACUAGUUAUUGCAGGAAACAUGCCUGAAUUACGCCACCUUCAACUCUUUGGAAAUAUGAUGACAAAUGUUGGCCUGCAGGCGAUUCUUGAUGGUUGUCCUCACCUUGAAUCCCUUGACCUGCGGCAGUGUUUCAAUGUUAAUCUGAAAGGGGAUUUGGCAAAAAGACUUUAUAAGAAGAUCAAAGAUCUGCGACUUCCUAACGAUUCCACCGAAGACUAUGGAUUUGAUGCUCAAAUUUACGAUGAGGACGACCCAUUUGGAUUAUCUGACAUUAACUCCUUUUCUGAUUAUGAUGACUAUGGCUACAGCUACGAAGACAGUGACUUUGAUUACGAUGACUUUACAAAAUUCCCUGAUGACACUGAAAUUUGUGACUUUUUUGAGGAGCUGUUUAUCACUUAGGGCAGUUGCCUUCGAAAACUAUCAAUUAUGAGGAAACCCAUGGUAUGUGUAUGGUGUGCAAUACAGGCAUGUGUUUCCCCCUCAUCCUUUGCAAUUUAAAGCUCAGUAGCAGCUACUAGCUAGGUAGUUGGAAGUUUUAGUGUAUCCAGUCAAGACACCACUUCAUCUUGGUGGAAGAUGAUUUUGUUGGCGUUUUGCAGUUUGGGACUGUGUGUGAUCUGGAAGGAUAUGAAUGGCGAUUAUUUGCCUGCUGAAAUGGUGUCUCAAUCUGAUAAGUUACUGUUAAAUUCAUCACGUUUCUUUAUGAAUAUGUAGAGCUGACUUUGUUCCCAAGUGGCCUUAAGCUUUCUAAGAGAGUUUUGUUCAUUA